AUGGAUGAUGCCUUGCAUGCUUUGUCCUCGUUGACUGCAAAGAAGAGAACUACCACCUACAAAAAAGUUGCUGUUCCCAUACUAGAUGAGAACGAUAAUACUAAUGGAAAUGGGCCCAAUGACAUAGACAAUCCGCCAGAGUUGACUGGGAACGGGUUUUUAUUUGCCAAUGCCACAUUAAAUCGUGUUAAGAACAGAUUAGAAGGCAAGAAAGCACCCGAACAGAAUCACAAUAAUGGAAAAGAUAGGAGUGAGAAUUCGUUACCAACUCAAUUAAUCUCUAAUCUUUACGAUGGUGGUGAAGAGCUGGAGAAAUCCGAAGUUAAAGAUAAUAGUUACAGUGAGAAAAAUGUCUCUUCUUCAUUCACGCAGACGCAAAGAAUACCUGUCAGCAUCCAACAAGACAAGGUGUUUAACGUACCUAUCCAUUCCGUUAAUGACGGGAAACCCACCCAAUUAAUCAAAGAAGAUGGUCUCGUCAACGAAACUUCUCAAGCGCUGAAAACACCUCUCACGACAGGACGGCCAGGGGCUACACAGCGUAUAGAUAGCAGCGGUGCAACCUCACAAACUCAGCCUAUAAAAUCAAUUGAACCACAAUCCCAAAUAAUUACGACUUCCAGCAAUCAUUCUAAUGCUCUGUCGCCGAAAAUUCCUAUAAUUCCAACGGAACUUAUUGGAACUAGUCCUUUAUUUCAGUCCAUUCAAAAUCGUGGUCCUGACACCCAAAUGGAUGUACCACCACAGACUGCGCAUGAUGAGGAUAAGACACAAGCAAUUGGUAUUCCACAGGCUACGCAUCAGGAACAGAAAACCCAAAUAGAUACAGUCGCACAAACACUUCAAGAUGAAGUACCACACACAUUAAAAAUUCGGGAAAUACAAAGCGAAUUGGCUUCAGAAGAUUCUAAAAGGGAAAAAGCUAGAAAUGUCGAAUACAAAAAACCGCAAAAGCCAAUACCAACCAAAAAAUUUUUUUCUAAAGAGUCUUUUCUUGCUGAUUUUGACGAUUCGUCCUCAAAUGAGGACGAUGAUAUAAAGCUGGAAAAUGCACAUCCAAAACCAGUACAGAAUGACGAUGAACUGCAUGAGAACAAAAGUGUUGAAUUAAAUCUAACUGAUGAGACAAGAAUAAAUGAGAAAAGGGUUCCACUAUUGAGCUCCUAUGCUAAUAAUUUGAAACGGGAAAUUGACUCCUCGAAAUGCAUAACACUGGACCUCGACAGCGACAGUGACGAAUAUGGAGAUGAUGAUAUGGAUAGCAUUAAAUUAUCCAAAGAUGAAAGCGUUUUGCCAAUCUCUCAGUUAUCAAAGGCGACUAUAUUAAACCUGAAGGCAAGACUCUCUAAACAAAAUCAAAAGUUGUCUCAAAGGCCGAAUAAAAGUAAAGACCCAAAAGUUGAUCAUAAUGUACUAUUAAAUACCUUAAGGAAAGCUAGCAGGAAACAAAUUCUGGAUCAUCAGAAAGAAGUGAUUGAAACGAAAGGUCUGAAGCUGGAGGAUAUGGCCAAAGAAAAGGAAAUAGUAGAGAACUUGCUAGAACAAGAAAUUCUUAGAAAUAAAAGAAUCAGACAAAAAGAGAAGAGAAGGGAAAAACUUGAAGAAAAUGACUUUCAAUUGAACGCCCAUGAUUCCGGUUCUGACUCAGGGUCAGAGUCUUCUGGAUUUGCAUUGAGUGGUAAUGAAAUUGCCGAUUAUGAAUCAUCUGGUAGUGAAAAUGACAAUCGUAGAGAAUCCGAUAGUGAAAAGGAAGAUGAUGAAAUUAUUCUAAAGCAAAAAAAAUCCCACCACGUGAAACAUAUCAUUAACGAAUCAGACUCUGAUACCGAAGUCGAAGCCAAACCCAAAGAGAAAGCUGAUGAAAGUCUACCGAAAAGGAUCGCCAUUAAUCUGGGCCAUUACGGUGAUAAUAUCGGAGAGGAUACCGACAAAUUUCAAGAAACCAAUGUUCUAGAUACACAAAACAUUGAAGAGGUGAUGGCCGAAAGAAAUACAAUCGAAAAUGAAGUCAAAGAUGAUGUAUACGUCAAUGAAGAAGCUGAUGAAGCAAUUCGCCGUCAGCUGAUUGACAAAGAGAAAUUGCAACUAAAACAGAAAGAAAAGGAGCACGAGGCUAAGAUAAAAGAGUUGAAGAAAAGAGGUGUCACAAACUUCUUUGAAAUGGAAGCCGAAGAAUCCGAGGAUGAAUGGCAUGGUAUCGGUGGUGCAGAUGGAGAAGGAUCUGACGACUAUGAUUCUGACCUAGAAAAAAUGAUCGAUGAUUAUUCCAAGAACAAUUUCAAUCCUCAUGAAAUCAGAGAAAUGCUUGCCGCAGAAAAUAAGGAAAUGGAUAUCAAAAUGAUAAACAAAAUUCUUUAUGACAUUAAAAAUGGAGGAUUUCGUAAUAAAAGAGCAAAAAAUAGCUUAGAGCUAGAACUAAGUGAUGAUGAUGAAGACGACGUACUACAACAAUAUCGUCUCAAAAGGAGAGAAUUGAUGAGAAAAAGGAGAUUAGAAAUUGGCGAUGAUGCAAAGCUUGUUAAAAACCCAAAGUCGAGCGCAUUUUUUGAAAGUAUGGUGGAAGAUAUUAUCGAAUAUAAAAACCCCUUCGGGGCUGAAGAGGAAUAUAACCUAGACAUUACAAGUACGGCUACUGACCUAGAUACUCAGGACAAUAGCAUUAAUGUAGGUGAUAAUACGGGAAAUAAUGAACAGAAACCUGUAGAUCAAAAGAACAAAAAGGUUAUCAUAUCUGAAGACUUUGUGCAGAAAAGCUUAUCCUUCCUAAAAAGUAAUAAUUAUGAGGAUUUUGAAACGGAUAAGGAGCUAUCAAGGAUACAACAUGGCAAUGAUGAAGCAAUUGAAGAUUUAUAUACCCUAAAACAGAAUAGUUCGAUAAAGUCAUUCACAAAUUCUCAAACUGAUUCGACCACUUCAAAAACAGUAAACACAAUAAUUGACUUAGAAAAGCGCCCAGAGGAUGAAGAUGAGGUGGAAAAUGGAGAUACAUCACUAGUUGGCGUUUUCAAACAUCCAUCAAUAAUCAAAUCCUUUGCGUCCAGAACAGACAUAAAUGAUAAGUUUAAAGAAGGUAACAAGACAGUCAAGAUUCUAAAGUCUUACAAGACAGUGGGGAGUUCAAAAGCUUCUAUCACAUAUAUGGGGAAAACGAGAAAAUUAAUAGCACCAAAGAGGAAAACUGAAGGGAGCCACCGCUACCACCAUGACCAUCAUAAUAAAAAAAUGAAAAUGAAAACGAAAACAAAAUCGAAUAAACUUUUUGAAAGCGGACAAGAUAGCUUUGAUAAUUAG
Messenger RNA from Saccharomyces cerevisiae S288C, 3291 nucleotides. It is a transcript of the gene MRC1, whose product is annotated as chromatin-modulating protein MRC1. Lineage: Eukaryota; Fungi; Ascomycota; Saccharomycetes; Saccharomycetales; Saccharomycetaceae. The record is from RefSeq and is marked reviewed. Bases 1 to 3291 code for a protein of 1096 amino acids. Gene Ontology annotation, cellular component: chromosome, telomeric region; nucleus. The transcript has a single exon.